AUGUCUUCCUCUCGAAUCCCCACCAUCCUCCUCCCUCUAGUACGCGGCAGACCCAUCAUAUCAGUUAGUAAAAUCUCACAAUCGUCACGGACGUUUGCAGCAAGGUCAAUCGCAACUACAGCCGGGACCGCACAGCUACAGCCAUCCUUCCUCAGGAGAACAGCAUCUUUCACUGGUCGAGCCGUCCUCUUCACAGUCCUCGGAUUCGUCAUGUCUGUGGCACCCGCCUACCAGACCGUCUCUGGUCUGAUGACCCCCAUCACGGACGAGGAUACCCUCAGCAUGUUUGUGCCCGCAACCCCAGAGGAGCAGGCCGUAGAGGACUUCAUCAACAACCAUCCUCUCGCCAAGCAGCUCCGUGAGCACCCGAACUUCACCGAGUCUCGCCCCCCUCUCAAGAUUCCACCUUCAUACAGAAGCCACAACCUGACCGGCGGGACCCUUCUCGGGCCAGGCUGCGUUAUUGUGCCUCCGUUCGCCUGGAACGAGGCCGGGGGCAAGUCCUACGUACAGAUCUGCCAUCUCGGUGAGAACUUAUGCGGAUACCCGGGCAUCAUUCACGGCGGGUUCCUGGCCACGAUGCUGGAUGAGGGCCUGGCGCGAACAUGCUUCGCGGCGCUCCCUAACAAGGUGGGCAUGACGGCGAACCUGAACAUCAACUACAGAGCACCGGCAGCGGCGAACCAAUACGUUGUCCUGAGAGGCACGACGACAAAGGUCGAGGGCCGCAAGGCGUGGGUGGAGGGGCGCAUUGAGACGCUUGUGGGUGAGGGAGAGACGCCGGUCGUCCUUGCAGAUGCAACAGCGCUCUUCAUUUCUCCCAAGCAAGGUGCUGCGAUGGCGGUAUUCUAUGCAUCUAGCUAA
This is a messenger RNA of Phaeoacremonium minimum UCRPA7, 864 nucleotides long. Its product is annotated as putative thioesterase family protein. The record is from RefSeq and is a predicted model, not a curated record. The coding region runs from base 1 to 864 and encodes 287 amino acids. The transcript has 3 exons. Lineage: Eukaryota; Fungi; Ascomycota; Sordariomycetes; Togniniales; Togniniaceae.